UUUACGAGUAAUCACAACAAGCGGAAUUUGCUCUCGUUUUUGUCAGUGCUAUUUUGGGUGAAUAAUUCGCAAAUCAUCGGUAUCGUGCAUCGGAAACAGUGAACGGUCAGCUGCGCUUCAAACAUAAUGGGAAACCAGUUGGUAGGUCUAGCUCCGUCGCAGAUUUUCCCCGUCGAGCACUACCUAACUGGAUCCUUCGAAUCCGAUAUGCAGUAUGAAUCGGGAAUGGGCAGUACCAGGUUCCUGAAGGUGGCACGAGCCAAAACCGACGAAGGUCUGGUGGUGGUGAAAGUUUUCGUGAAACAUGAUCCAUCGCUGCCACUGGAGCAGCACGUAGAUAAGAUAGAGUACAUCAAGAAGAACCUAGCCAAUGCCGUUAAUUGUUUACCGUUUCAGCGAGUGUUGACAACCGAACGGGCCUGUCUCAUCAUCCGUGAGUACGUGAAGCACAGUUUGUACGACCGAGUUUCGACCCGUCCCUUUUUGACGCUGAUCGAGAAGAAAUGGAUCACGUUCCAAAUCCUGUGCGCCAUGCAUCAGUGUCACAAGCAGAAGAUCUGCCACGGAGAUAUCAAGCUGGAGAACAUAAUGAUAACCUCUUGGAAUUGGAUUCUGCUGUCGGAUUUUGCCUCCUUCAAACCGACAUCCCUCCCGGAGGAUAACCCGGCGGACUACAGUUUCUUUUUCGACACAAGUCGCAGACGGACAUGCUACAUUGCUCCGGAACGAUUUGUCAAGUCGGCCAGUGGGGAAUCGAAACCGGAUGGUCCCCUGGUGGGAGACGGACCUUGUUAUACUGGUAAUCUUCAACCCGAAAUGGAUAUAUUUUCCGCUGGGUGUGCUUUGUUGGAAUUGUGGACCGAGGGAACUGCUCCGUUUGAAUUUUCUCAGCUUUUAGCGUAUCGUCGAGGGGAAGUAGAAAUGGUCAACAAGCAUCUGGAGUGCAUUGACAAUGAUCGGUUGAAAAGUUUGCUGCAAUCGAUGUUGAGCCCAAAUCCAAAGGAUCGUAAGUCGGCGGAGAUCUACCUGGACCAAGAGCGGGGAAAGCUUUUCCCGGAGUACUUCUACUCAUUUUUGCAAUCGUACCUGCAAAUGUUUUCGACGAUUCCGAUUGUUCCUGCAGACGAAAAGAUCACCAGAUUGCAUUCGGAUAUUGAUCAGAUAGUUAAGUUUGUCACCGGUGGAGAUGCGCAGCAGCAUGAGGCAGUUGAGCAUAUUGAUUACGGGGGAACAGAGAAUCCGGAAAACUUCAAGCCGCAGGCCGACAAUGAUGGUCUGAUUCUUAUCACGGCUGUGGUUACGUCUUGCAUUCGAGGUCUGAAAUUCUGUGGAUCGAAAUUGGCAACAUUAGAAGUCCUUCAGAACCUUGCUGAGCAUACAACUUCCGAAACCAUCCUGGAUCGCAUCCUCCCGUACAUUCUUCAUCUAGCGCAGGACACCACUCCACGGGUCCGUGUCAGUGCUCUAGACACCCUAACCUUAUGCCUAGGUCUGGUCAAGAACCUUUCGCGGAGCGAUGCCAACGUGUUUCCAGACUACAUCCUUCCGGCAAUUGCUCCACUGGCAACUGACAGUUCCACAAUGGUGAGAGUAGCCUAUGCUAAGAAUAUCGCCUCCCUGGCGGAGACCGCCGUUGGAUUCCUCGAGCAGUGUCAAUUCAGCUGCAGUUCCGAAAAUCACCCGGCACCGCACUAUGAAACCGAACUCAGCGCUCUUCACGAGAUGCUUCACCAAUCGGUGCUCUCCCUACUCACUGACCCACAGCCCAGCGUGAAGCAAAUGCUCAUGGAAUCGGGCAUCACCAAGUUGUGCGUCUUUUUCGGUCGCCAGAAAGCAAACGAUGUUAUCCUCUCCCACAUGAUAACUUUUCUAAACGACAAAGAGGACAAAAGCCUCCGAGGAUCCUUCUUCGAUUGCAUCGUAGGGGUGGCUGCCUUUGUCGGUUGGCACUGCUCUCCCAUGCUGAUUCCUCUGCUGCAGCAAGGGCUAACCGACCCGGAAGAAUUCGUUAUCUCGAAGGCGAUUCGAGCGACCACCUCUUUGAUCGAGCUCGGACUGAUCCAGAAACCGGGAAUCAUCGAGUUCAUUGCGGAAUGUGCAUGUUACCUGAACCACCCGAAUCUCUGGAUACGCCACGAGAUUGUUGGUUUAAUUUCCACGUCGGCUAGAGUGCUGAAUGCUCUCGAUGUUCAGUGCAAAAUUAUGCCAUCCAUUGCGAACCACCUGAAGAGUCCGCUCAUUCAGGUGGAGAAACCGGAACUGUUGAUGGAUUGCUUGCUGGCUCCGAUCCCCAGGAGUAUCUACGAUGCUGUGGUCAAGUGUCACGAUAUCAAUCAGUUGAUAGAGGUGCUACGGGAACGAAGAGUGGCCCGGAGCAAGUGCGGUGAUGGGUUCAUUCCGCAAUACGGGGAGAUGACGACGCAGAUGAAGAAUUUAUUCCGACGUCUUUCGACCGAAGGUCUUACCGACCUGAUCGAAUCGCAGCUACUUUCGAUGAGUGCCCACCUGAUCAAACUGCACCGCUACAAACUGGCGGAUACUCGGUUGCCACACAACAACGGACGAAUAUCGCUGGACGUGAAACCGGCUCACGUUCGCGAAAUUCUACUUUGCGAUCGCACCAACAAGCCCGAUCACACCACGAAAAACAAACAGCGCAAAAGCGAUUCGGACGUAACACAAGAAUGGCAGCACAUGUUCACCGCCGUAGAUUCACAUUCCCCCUCUCCGACUUCGCCGUCCAACGAUUCGGUUACGUCGGUUCUGGCCGUAGCGAAUCUGGCCCCACCGCCACAGCCAACGCCUACCUCCAGUCUGGUAGAGUACAGCAUGCCCGAGCGAACUGCCAUGCAAGAACGCUCCGCCGAAUGUAGACUAGAGUUUGAACAGCUUCUCAACAAGUUGAAAACUAGGUACGCUUCGUACGCCCUAAACAAGGAACAUCGAGACCCAGCGUUCAAUGCACAUCCUCUGCCCUCCGGUUGGAAAAUGAACGGAACGAUCGUAGCCCAUCUACAUGAGCACAAGGCAGCCGUCAGCCGGAUGACUACCUUAAAACCGUUCGGUUCGCUGUUUGCUACUGCUUCGAUCGAUUCCACCGUACGUCUGUGGGACUGUAACAAACUGGACGGACAGCAGUCUAUCAACCGCUCGCGGCAAUCGUACCAUGCAAACACUCCACUGCAUGCCAUUGCCGCGUGCGACGCCGGUCAAUCGUUGGCUAUUGCCGGCAAAGAUGGCGCUUUGCUACUGUUGAAGAUUGACACAAAUUCAAGCAAGAUGGCACUGCAGCAGGCACGGCAUCUAGAUUCCAGCACCCGGGUUGAUCGAAUCGGUGGGGAGCCUCAAGACGAUGGCCCAGUCGUAGAAAUGCAACCCCUAGAUCAGGGUGCACAGAGUGUAAUAGUGUAUGCAACACUCUACGGAGCAUUGGUUGGCUGGGAUAUCCGUAUGCCGGGCUUUGCGUGGCGAUUGGAAAGCGACCUUCGGAAAGGAGUCAUCACUACAUUCUGUGUAGAUCCAACCAGUUCUUGGCUAACGGUUGGCACCAGCAGUGGUCGACACAUCUGCUGGGAUCUACGAUUCCGACUACCAAUCGCAGAGAUUAAACAUCCACACGAUUCUCGAAUUCGACGAGUUUCGCAUCACCCUACGGAACCUUCCUGGUUGGUAUCUGCUUCACAGGGGAAUAACGAAGUCUACGUGUGGAAUAUCGAGACCGGCCAUCGGCAGCAGGCAUUCUGGGCCAGUUCCAGUCCACCGUUGUCGAACGCUAAUGUAUCUUCACAUUCCGUGUGCGCUCUGCUUCCCGGCGUAGUAGAUGGCAACGGGUUCCUGCUAACCGGAGGAACUGACCAACGGAUUCGCUCUUGGGACCCAGUAAAUGUAGAAAACUGUUCUCUUGUAGUGCCCGCUCCGAGGGAUUACCUGUCCACGUCGAACAUUUCCUACGAAUCCCGUCUGAUCGAUGGCACCCGAGUGAUCUCCGAGAUUCACUACAACAGCGGCGGAGGCUCCGGUGGACCUGACAGGAAUGCCAGAGCUGGCUCGGAGGACAUUCCGCGAUCAGGGCCUGAAAUGCCUGCUCCUGGACAUCACGAUGUGAUCAGUGAUAUGUUGAUGUGCCGAACAUCGAAGCAGACGUUCGUGGUGUCGAGCAGCCGGGAUGGAGUGGUCAAACUGUGGAAGUAAGUGAUAUCUAUAUUCAAUUCUCUAGUUGUGAGAUUGGCGUAAUAUAUUGGCUUUAUUAAAGUUUAUUCAAGUGUAA
Molecule: messenger RNA, 4267 nt
Organism: Ochlerotatus camptorhynchus
Lineage: Eukaryota; Metazoa; Arthropoda; Insecta; Diptera; Culicidae
Gene: Vps15
Product: vacuolar protein sorting 15
Exons: 6
Coding region: 127-4191 (1354 amino acids)
Biological process (GO): autophagy of peroxisome; protein phosphorylation; macroautophagy
Cellular component (GO): phosphatidylinositol 3-kinase complex, class III, type II; late endosome; nucleus-vacuole junction
Molecular function (GO): ATP binding; protein binding; protein serine/threonine kinase activity
Source: RefSeq, a predicted model, not a curated record